AUGACGACCAGCCCCAUGUUUGGCGUGCUGCGCGGGCUCGACGCGUUUGGGCGCACUUCGGAGGAUGUGCGCAUCCGCACAAAUGUCGGUGCGCUGAUCACCCUCGGGAGUGCGCUUCUGAUCUUUGUACUUUCGCUGAGCGAGUUUAUCGACUACCGCCGGAUCACGACCAUGCCGCAGUUUGAGAUCGAUCGAUCUAGCCAAGAUAUGAUGUCGCUCUACAUGAACAUAAGCUUUCCGCAUAUGCCGUGCUACCUGAUCUCGGUGGAUGUAGUUGAUAUCUUGGGACACAGCCAAACGAAUAUGGACCACACGCUCCAGCGCAAGCGGCUCCAAGCCGACGGCACGCCCAUCGAGGAGUCGACCGAGCACCAUUUGGAGAGCGAAGCGCAGCGGUACAUUGGCUCUUUGAAGCGCGGGAGCAACUACUGUGGAUCAUGCUACGGUGCUAUGGGGCCCGAGUCUGGCUGUUGUCAGACGUGCGAGGAUGUGCGCGAAGCCUAUGCGCGCUCGAGCUGGUCUUUUGACAGCCCCGAUGAUAUUCAGCAAUGUGUGGAUGAGCACUGGACCGAGUCUGUGCGGGAGAUGAACGACGAGGGUUGUAACUUGAGUGGCGAAUUGCACAUCAGCCGCGUCGUUGGCAACCUGCACAUCAACCUCGGCCGCUCCUUCCAGCACAAUGACAUGAACGUGAACGAGCUUGUGCCAUACUUGCAGGGUCAGGGCGAGGGCUACCACCACUUUGGCCACGAGAUCCACGACUUUAGCUUUGGUACGCCGUACGAGUUCCUUCCGCAAAGGGGCGGGCGCACUGAACGGGCCUUGUACCGCAAAAAGCGCAUGGAUAUUCGCGACCCACUCGCCGGGCGCAAAAGGCACUUGAAGGAGAGCCAGUUUAUGUACCAGUACUUUUUGAAAGUAAUCCCCACCUCGAUCCGGCACAUAAACGGCAAGCAUCUCACCACGUACGUGUACAGCGUCGCGCACAACGAGCGCGAUCUGCGCCCCGAAGACACUUCCUUGCAGCACGAAACGGACAACAAGUCGGACGGUGUAAUCACACGCAAUAUGCAAGGAGUGCCCGGCCUCUUUUUCAACUAUGACAUUGCGCCGCUGACCCUCGUGCAGACCGAGACGCGUCAUUCUUUCUGGCACUUUAUCUCGAACCUGUUUGCCAUUAUCGGUGGCAUCUUUACCAUUGCAGGCCUUCUCGACGCGCUUAUCUACCGCGGGCGGAAGCAACUGUCCGGCACGCAGUACGCCGAAGAUAUGAAUGACAACUUCUACAGUUCGUUGGACGCCAAGCUCCUGUAA
Molecule: messenger RNA, 1314 nt
Organism: Malassezia vespertilionis
Lineage: Eukaryota; Fungi; Basidiomycota; Malasseziomycetes; Malasseziales; Malasseziaceae
Gene: ERV46
Product: ER-derived vesicles protein erv46
Exons: 1
Coding region: 1-1314 (437 amino acids)
Biological process (GO): retrograde vesicle-mediated transport, Golgi to endoplasmic reticulum; endoplasmic reticulum to Golgi vesicle-mediated transport
Cellular component (GO): endoplasmic reticulum membrane; endoplasmic reticulum; COPII-coated ER to Golgi transport vesicle
Source: RefSeq, a predicted model, not a curated record